UGAGCACCGAACAUUCGACAACACUACAAACAUCUCUAUAUCCCAAUUCAGCCAACACUUCACAAACAUGACCAUAACCAACGUCGCCCUCAUUGGCGGAACAGGCACCCUCGGCGCGCCCGUCCUGCGCGCCCUCCAAGCCUCAGAAUUCUCCCUCUACGUCCUCAACCGCCAGACCUCCAAAUCUGUCUACCCAAAAACAAACGUCAUCACCGUCCCCGACGACCUAGACGUCGAUGCCGUCGCCAAAGCGCUGCGCAGCAAAAACAUCGACGCCUUGAUCAUCACCAUUGCGGGGAGCCACGUGGAUUCGCAAAAGAAACUUAUCGAUGCGGCCUUCAAAGCAGGCGUUAAGCGCGUCAUGCCCGCCGAAUUCGGGAGCUGCGAUUCGGCCGACGAAAAGACGAACGAGAUUCUACCCUUGAUGAAGGGCAAGAAGGUCGUUAGAGACUACCUUAUCUCGCUGCAGGACCAACAGCGCGAACCCGGCAUGGGCAACUUGACCUGGACGAGUCUCAUCACUGGCCACUUUUUCGACUGGGGUAUGACGUGUGGUCUGCUGAAGUUUGACGUCAAGGCCCGGAAGGCAUAUCUGCUUGAUGGCGGCAACAUCAAGUUUUCCGCAUCCAAUCUCGAUUUCAUAGGCAAGGCGGUGGUUAGGGUGUUGGAACGGGAGGAGCAGACGAGGAAUAAGUUGCUGUAUGUGCAUAGUCACCGUGUGACGCAGCUGGAGGUGCUGGAGGCGCUGGAGAAGGCGACGGGAGAGAAGUUUGAGCGGGUUGAGCAGAGGAGUGAGGAGGAGUUGGAGGUUUGUAGGCCAAAGAUGUUGGAGGGGGAUAUGGAGGCGAGGGAGGAGGUUGUGGCUGUUUGGGGGGUUGUUGCUGCGGAUUGGAAGCAGAGAGAGGAGUUUGCGAAUGAGUUGCUUGGGCUGGAAGAGGAGGAUCUGGAUGAGGUGGUGAAGAGGGUUGUGUCGAGCCUGUGAGACGGUGUAUAGCGAUUCUGGCUUUGGAUAAUAGGGCAGGCUAUGACACGUUGUGUUGUUGUCAGGAUUUAGCGGUGCAUACAGCCUACCUUUUGAUCUGUCUCGGUCACUCCAGCGAUACUCAUCUACUUCGACUUCUUAGACUAUAGAGAAGAUGAACGCCUUCCACUUGCACUAAAUGAUAGCUACGGUAUUGGAUAAUGGAGAGCUGUGAUAUCCAUCCCUGAUUGCUUCUAUACAAUAGAGACUCAUUUACCAGCUUAGAUCUACA
Bipolaris sorokiniana ND90Pr is the source of this 1253-nucleotide messenger RNA. RefSeq lists its product as uncharacterized. Gene Ontology annotation, molecular function: oxidoreductase activity. NCBI's taxonomy places the organism in Eukaryota, Fungi, Ascomycota, Dothideomycetes, Pleosporales, Pleosporaceae. The record is from RefSeq and is a predicted model, not a curated record. The coding region runs from base 68 to 982 and encodes 304 amino acids. The transcript has a single exon.